Messenger RNA from Zygosaccharomyces rouxii, 3156 nucleotides. RefSeq lists its product as uncharacterized. The record is from RefSeq and is a predicted model, not a curated record. Gene Ontology annotation, cellular component: cytosol; nucleus. Gene Ontology annotation, molecular function: protein phosphatase binding; protein phosphatase regulator activity. Lineage: Eukaryota; Fungi; Ascomycota; Saccharomycetes; Saccharomycetales; Saccharomycetaceae. The transcript has a single exon. Bases 1 to 3156 code for a protein of 1051 amino acids.
AUGUCGUUUUGGCCCUUUGGACAAAGUAUAAGUAGCUCCAACAUCAAUAAGAUUUUGGACGAGUACUUCAGUGUACUUCACAGUCUGGAGAAAAGUAAUCCUAAUGUGGCCAAAAGUGUUCGUCAGAGCUUGCACGGGGCUCAAGAGACAAUACAGAGAAGUGGCGGUGAAUUUGUUGAUUCACUAGAUUAUGUGCCAGAAGAUGAAUUAUUAGAAUCUACUGGUUCUAUUCAACAACGUGAUAGAAGUAAUUCGUCUUCGGGAUCCUCGUCAUCCUCGUCGUCUUCGUCCCUUUCAUCUUCCAAAUCAGGUUCAUCAGGAACAGACUUAGAUGACGAUGAAAUCCAAAACUCAACCGCUCCGUUGGUAACUGCUACGAGUAUUGCUAGUCUUAACAGUUCUUAUAUCAAUAGACUUUUAAAUGAAUCGGAGCUGCUAAACGAAUUGACAAGGCAAAAUAGUAAUUUACUGGAUUUCAUCUGCUUUGGAUUCUUCUACGAUGAGAAGACGAAAAACAAAAUUCCAUUUUUAGAAUACUUAAUCGAUCAAUUAAUGGAUUGUAUCGAUAAGAUUAGCCCAUCGACGACGAGUUUAGCAGACGUUUUGGAAGUUGAAUCAACACCACCACAACCACCACCGCCACCAGAGACGGAGAGGACAACGGGAUCGAUGGAUGAUGAAAAUAAUGAUAAUAACGAUGAUGAUGAUGAAGAUGAUGAGACAAAUGAUAAAGAACCGAACUAUCUGAGCCGGGCAACGAUUAUAUCUGAAAUAUUCUCACUUGAUAUUUGGUUAAUUACAGAGUCUUUGGUUAAUAAUCAAUCAUAUUUAUCCAAAAUUUGGUCAAUGUUAAACCAUCCGAAUUUAAAAACAGAAAGAUCACCUUUGGUACCGAUUUUUCUAAAGAUAAAUCAAAAUUUUCUCAUCACCAAACAAGAUCAGUACUUAAAUUUUGUCAGAUUACGAACCAAUUUAGUGGAUGAUAUGUUGCAACACAUUUCAAUCUCAAUGUUGAUGGAUUUCUUUUUAAAAUGUAUUGCAACUGAUAAAUUCGAAAGCCCAACAGGAUUAAUUGAACUGGUCAACGAUCAGAGGUUAAUACCCAAAUGUUUAAAUUUUUUGAACAAUGAUGUUUACAGUUCAGAUGUACAAGCAUGUGCUGGUGAUUUUUUGAAGGCAUUGAUUGCUAUUUCUGCUAAUGCUCCCUUAGAUGACAUGUCAAUUGGCCCCAAUGCGUUGACAAGACAACUAGCAUCACAAGAAAGCAUUGAUCAAUUAGUUGAUAUUAUUAUUAAUAAAAGGGGACCGGCAUUAAACACAACGGUCUCCAUCGUCAUUGAAUUGAUUAGGAAAAAUAAUUCUGAUUACGAUCAAGUUAACCUUUUAACGACAACUAUUCGAUCACACCCGCCUUCGAACCAUGAUCCUAUCUAUUUGGGGUAUUUAUUAAAGACUUUUUCUCGACAUUUACCAACUUUGUUCAAGAUAAUCAUCGAUGCCGAAAAUGACAAUAAUAAACCGAUGUUAGAGAAUCAAUUACAUCAAAAGUUUAGACCACUAGGAUUUGAAAGAUUCAAAAUUGUUGAACUAGUAGCAGAAUUAUUACAUUGUUCUAAUAUGGGUCUUAUGAAUUCUAAAAGAGCUGAGAGAAUCGUCAAAGAAAGAGAUCAUUUCAGAAAGCAUAUGGUAAAUCAAUUACAAGAUGCAAUCCAGGAUUUAACUAUUGCCUCCAAGGAUUCUCCCAAUGCCACCAUUACAUCGUCAUCUUCAAAAAGGCGUAGUUCAAAAUCUAGGAGAGAUUCAAAAAGUGAUAGAAGAUACAGUGCUGACGAUAGUGAUAUUAGCUCCAAGGAUAAGAGACAAAAACGUAGACAGAAAGAAAAUCAAAAGCAUCAGCAACUAAAAUAUACCCACGAUAAUAAUGAUGACGAUGAUGAUAAUGGAUGCCAAGUUUAUGAUAAUGAUGAAGGUAAUGACAAUGAAGCUGCAAAAUCUGUUUCUCCUAUGACAACGACAACAACAACCACAACUGAUUAUGACUCAAUUACGACCAACGGACACGAUGCUGGUGUGACCCAAGACAAUGAUAAUGAUGAUAAUAAUACUAAUAAUAUUAAUAAUAAUACUAACACUAAUGCUUCUGCUUCUACUACCACAACGAACAACAACAACAACAACAACAACAACAACAACAACAACAACAACAACAAUAAUAAUAAUAAUGAUAAUAAUGAUAAUGAUGACAAUAUUAAUAUCAAUGAUAACGGAAUUAAUAAUGAAUUUGAUGAUGAAGAAGAUGAAGUGGACGAAUCAUUUGAAAUUCCAUAUGUGAAUGUAAACCAGAGUAAUAAAUUAAGAAAGAAACCAACGGUUGGUGAUUUUUUCAAAAUUCAGUUGUACGACGUUCAAUUUUUACCAAAAAUUAUUGAACUUUUCUUAACCCACCCAUGGAACAAUUUUUGGCAUAAUGUAAUUUUUGACAUUAUUCAACAAAUCUUUAAUGGUAGAAUGGAUUUUUCGUACAAUUCCUUUCUAGUGUAUUCUCUUUUCAACUUAAGAGGUUCACUUCAAUUCAUGCCAACAGAAUUGCAAAAGCAAAACUCGAGAGAUUUUACAUUGACUAAGGAUUUCAUUUUACAAGGUUAUCAAGAUUCUUAUCAUUUUUACGAAAAGUACCAUACAAAUUUAGGUUACAUGGGUCAUUUAGUAUUGAUUGCUGAGGAGGUGGUUAAAUUUUCAAAAUUAUAUAAAGUGGAACUAAUAUCACCAGAUAUCCAUCAAGCCUUACAAGAUGAAGAAUGGCGAUUUUAUGCUGAAGAUGUUUUAAAUGAUACACGAAUGAUGUAUUCAAAGAUUCUUGGUGGUGGUAACUAUGUGGAUGAUGGUAAUGGUAAUAUAAUACCACAAUUACCUGAUCCAUCCUUACCACCAUCAGAAAAUGAAAAUUCGACAGUGGGCGGUGGAUUAAUCAAUGUGGAAUCCCUUGAAGAACAGCUAGGAUUGUCGACAGAGUCGGAUUUGCAUGAUAAAUUAAGGGAAUUAUUAAUAUCAAGUUCUCAAAAGGAAAUCGAUAGUCGUAACGAGAGAAACGGUGUAAUAGUACUCGGUCCUCCGUCACAAGAUUUUGAUGAUGACACUAUUGAUGAUGAUGAGUAG